GCAUACAAAAAAUGCAGCCAACUUCAUUCCAAACUGUCACUUUGGAUAUUCAACAAGCAACAAAUAGUGGUUUAAAAAUGUAUGUUUCUGCAUCGAAAUUAUGUCGCUUGUGUUUGGAUGUCGCUAGUACUCAAACACCAAAUGCCAAUUUUGUAGAAUUAUCGAAAAACUGGUUUAAUAUUGAUAUUUCGGGCACAGAAACAAUUUGUAACGUCUGCCAUGAGCAGUUGAACUAUUGGCCUGUCUACGUUAGCCGCAUUACGGAAUCAAAUCGGUCACGCGAAACUUAUACAAACCUUAUGAAUUCGUAUCCUGAUGACCUCUAUAGUGUGAAUAUCGCCACAAAAUGCCGAAUAUGUUUCUGGAAGGAAGCCAAGGUCGAUAUCAGCUUCGAAACCGAACAUCAUGGAAGAAUGCAUCAAUUCAUAGAAAACCAGUUGAAAAUCACAGUCAAGUCAUCAGAAUUGCUUUGUUUCGAUUGCCUAAGCAUUUUAAGAGAUGUGUCGAUAUACAAAACAUAUCUGGGAGGCAUACAACGAGCUAACUGCAUGACGAUAUCAGUUAAAGAAGAGGUUCAUGAGGAUGCAAACACAGAAGUAGCGACGGACGAAGCAGACUCGACCUCCGAUAAAAGUUUGUCUAUGAAUAAUGGAUCAUCUCCCCCAAACACACCUCGAAACAACAUCACAACGACCCGAUUUGAUUAUGAUGCAAGCACAGAUGAUGCUGAGAGUUUGUUUGGACAAGCAAGUAGGCGAGCAACAUCUGCAGCGAAUAUGGAAGAAAACUCAAAAAGGUAUAAAAAUAAGAAGCGACAAACCCUUUAUAUGAAAUGUCUGUUGAAUAGACAUAAAAUAUAUAAGUUAAAUCUAGAUUUAAAAUCUAAAAAUUAAAGUCGCAAUAGAGUUGAAGUGCUACAAAUUUUCUCUAUAGAUAGUUUCCACUAUCUCAUUCAUUACAUCUUUUUCUUCGCAGAAUCGAUCACCUGAAAAGAAAACGCGACAAAGAACAUAAAAAACAGAAAAAAAAACAAAAAAAAAUCAAAGUAUAUCGACUAAAAGAGUUGAAAAAUAGGUCAAUUCCGUUUAAAUUAUCUAUUUGCCACAGUUUUGUUUCUUUAAGUUUUGAUAAGUUUCCUUCUUCAACUGAAAAUUGUUUGCAAGUAAUAAGUACGCAAAAGUGCUAAAUUAUAUCUCAAUAAG
Messenger RNA from Sitodiplosis mosellana (orange wheat blossom midge), 1202 nucleotides. RefSeq lists its product as uncharacterized. The record is from RefSeq and is a predicted model, not a curated record. Lineage: Eukaryota; Metazoa; Arthropoda; Insecta; Diptera; Cecidomyiidae. Bases 12 to 893 code for a protein of 293 amino acids. The transcript is spliced from 6 exons.